AUGGUUGCUGAAUUUGAUUCAAUAAUAAGAGAACACAUUCGACGUGCUCAAGCACGUGAGAUUCAGUUUACAUAUCUUGGUCCUAAAAUUCAAAAUGAAUUGAUACAAACUUUGGCAGGCGAGGUGAGAAGUGCAAUUGUCACAAAAGUAAAACAUGCAAAAUAUUUUUCUGUCAUACUUGAUUGUACUCCAGAUGCGAGUCAUGAGGAGCAAAUGUCUCUAGUAAUACGAUGUGUGGAUGAAUCAAUGGACUCUUCGAUGGUACAAGAAUAUUGGAUUGAAUUUUUGAAAGUAGACGAUACAUCAGGACUGGGACUUUUCACUGAACUUACGAAUGUGUUAACGAAUCUUGAGCUUGAUGUUGACAAUAUAAGAGGUCAAGUGUAUGAUAAUGGAGCUAACAUGAGCGGGAGACAUAAAGGUGUACAAAAAAGGUUACUUGAAAUAAAUCCUAGAGCUUUCUAUACUCCAUGUGGUUGUCAUAGCCUGAAUCUAGCAUUAUGUGACAUGGCAAAUUGUUGUUCUAAAGCUAUGUCCUUCUUUGGAGUGAUACAACGCAUCUAUACAGUGUUCUCUUCUUCUCCCAAACGAUGGAAAAUUUUUAAAGAUAAGGUUGAAGAUCCUAAAACAAAGAGUGAAGCUAAGUCAUUAGCAACAUAUGAACUUGAAAAUUUUGAGUUCUUACUUGGUAUGGUUAUUUGGUAUAAGUUGUUGCAUGCUUUCAAUACUGUGAGUAAAUUUUUUCAAGCAGAAAAUAUAGAUAUUGAUGAGGCCAUCAAGCUUUUAGAAGCACUUAUUUUGUUUCUCGAAAAUUAUGGAGAAUCUGGAUUUGCCAGUGCCAUGGAUGAAGCUAAACAAAUAGCGGUUGAAAUGGGAAUUGAAGCUGUUAGUUUGAUGAAAGUGGCAGUGAAGAGGUUUGAACAAUUUAAACAUUAUGAAGAGACAUUUGGAUUUUUGUUUAAUUCGGAGAGAUUAAAGAGUAUGGAUGUUAACAGUUUGUUGAAAUCUUGUAAGAAUCUUGAGCAGUAUUUGAGCCAUAAUGGACAUUUAGACAUUAUUGGUGAUGACUUAUGUACGGAGUUGUUAGUUUUGAAGUGCUAUUUACCUGGAGAAACAAAAAGAGCAAUUGAUGUGCUAAAUUACUUGAAGAAAAUGAAUGGUUGUUUUCCGAAUGCUUGCAUUGCUUACAAGAUUUUGCUCACUAUACCGGUUACAGUUGCAUCGGCAGAAAGAAGUUUCUCCAAAUUGAAAUUGAUCAAACCUUAUCUUCGAUCAACCAUGUCAUAG
Molecule: messenger RNA, 1287 nt
Organism: Olea europaea var. sylvestris
Lineage: Eukaryota; Viridiplantae; Streptophyta; Magnoliopsida; Lamiales; Oleaceae
Product: zinc finger MYM-type protein 1-like
Exons: 3
Coding region: 1-1287 (428 amino acids)
Molecular function (GO): protein dimerization activity
Source: RefSeq, a predicted model, not a curated record